Messenger RNA from Hyla sarda, 632 nucleotides. RefSeq names its product RNA polymerase II subunit I (gene POLR2I). The record is from RefSeq and is a predicted model, not a curated record. Gene Ontology annotation, molecular function: zinc ion binding; nucleic acid binding; DNA-directed RNA polymerase activity. Gene Ontology annotation, cellular component: RNA polymerase II, core complex. The coding region runs from base 148 to 552 and encodes 134 amino acids. Gene Ontology annotation, biological process: transcription initiation at RNA polymerase II promoter; maintenance of transcriptional fidelity during transcription elongation by RNA polymerase II; transcription-coupled nucleotide-excision repair. The transcript is spliced from 6 exons. NCBI's taxonomy places the organism in Eukaryota, Metazoa, Chordata, Amphibia, Anura, Hylidae.
UUGGCGGGUUUUUCCAUAGUGGGCGUGGUUACACUGUCUUUUAAAAGUGGGCGUUUCCACGCGCGCGCACUCGCCGUCUCACUAGCAGAGUACGUGUGGUUGGUUGAGCGGAGUUUGCGCGCGUAACGUCCGGUGGGGGGAGCAGCCAUGUUUCAAGUAUUUCCGGAGCAAGGGAUGGAGGCGGACGGGACCUACGCGGAGGGCUUCGUAGGGAUCCGGUUCUGUCAGGAAUGCAACAACAUGUUGUAUCCGAAAGAAGACAAAGAGAAUCGGAUUCUCCUUUAUGCGUGUCGAAACUGUGACUACCAGCAAGAGGCGGAUAACAGCUGUAUAUAUGUGAAUAAGAUCACGCAUGAAGUCGACGAGCUGACUCAGAUCAUUGCAGAUGUGUCUCAAGACCCCACACUGCCUCGUACGGAGGAUCACCCCUGUGCAAAGUGUGGACACAAAGAAGCUGUAUUUUUCCAGUCUCACAGUGCUCGGGCUGAGGAUGCCAUGAGGCUGUAUUAUGUGUGUACUGCUCCCCACUGCGGUCAUCGCUGGACAGAGUGAUUUUUUUUUUUUGGAAUGUCUUAGUUUUUUUUGCUUCUUUGUAGGUUGUAUUUUUAAAUAAAUUAAUUUUUUUAAUUAAA